Messenger RNA from Macrobrachium nipponense, 2746 nucleotides. RefSeq lists its product as uncharacterized. The transcript has 5 exons. Gene Ontology annotation, molecular function: serine-type endopeptidase activity. The coding region runs from base 113 to 2590 and encodes 825 amino acids. The record is from RefSeq and is a predicted model, not a curated record. Gene Ontology annotation, biological process: proteolysis. NCBI's taxonomy places the organism in Eukaryota, Metazoa, Arthropoda, Malacostraca, Decapoda, Palaemonidae.
CCCUCCUCAUCGUCGACUCCUCCCAUCAGCCGCUUCGUGGAAGCCGAACAAGGUUUCAUCUUGGGGAGUAACUUAACAACAAUCGCCUCAUUCUCAAAGUUCCAGGCUAAAGAUGUACUUUACAGUGGUGAUCAUCACGCUCCUUUCGCUAUCCAGGAGCUCAUCCCAAGAUGUUUUCCAAAAGAGUAUCAAUCCUGCAGCUUUGUUCAAGAAACUAGCACAGUCCUGUGAUGGCCACAACGGAGGCUGUGGCGCAGAUGACCAGAAUCUCUUGGCGUCAGAAGACAAGGAUACCUCUGAGCACGCAGAUCCGGAAGUCUCCUCACAGCCGAGAGAGACAGGUUGCCAGCCCUACACCCACGCAUGUGUACCUUAUUACCAGUGCAUUGACGGUGAAAUAAAUACCUCUGGAACUGGUUUAAUUGAUGUAAGGAGUAAGCCAUUGAGGGAAUGUACGGAUCCGCAAAAUCCAACCAUACCAGGCGUCUGUUGCCGAAUACCAGGUGCCACUACACCCGAACCCGAAAAGCCCUGUCAAGCUGGCUUAAUAUGUGUAGAACGAAUACAGUGUAAUGCAGAUGGUGCAAUUAAAACAGAUGGCAGUGGUGUCAUCGAUGUACGUGCUCACACAAAGAUUCAGCCUUGUCGUUUAAAUACUAAUUCCUAUGAGAGUGGGGUGUGCUGCAAACCAACGCCACUUGAAGUUUGUCCAAAUUACAAAGACUGCAUACUGGAAUACGAAUGCCAUAGUGUGACUGGGCCCGAGGAGUGUUACAUAGACAAACGUAACGGUGUGCUGGGAGUGUGCUGUGAUCGUCUAAUUACAAACGUUUGUCCAGAGGACGCAGAGUGUAUUCCAGAGUCUGACUGUCUGGGAGAAAUCUGGAACAGUGCCAGGAAUUUUGUAUCCCAUAGGCCAGGUGGUGACUGGUACCCUUGCAUUAGUCCAACUGGCAAUAAAAGGGGUGUCUGCUGUCGAAGAUCAGAUCCUUGUCCAGGGGACUCUGUAUGCAUUCCAGAACCUGAGUGCAAAGGUGAGAUCUGGAACAGAGCACGAACAUUUGCACCAUAUAGACCAAAUGGUGACUGGUACCCUUGCAUUAGUCCAGCUAGCAAUAUAAGGGGUGUCUGCUGUCGCAGGUCAGAUCCUUGUCCAGGGGACUCUGUAUGCAUUCCAGAACCUGAGUGCAAAGGUGAGAUCUGGAACAGAGCACGGACAUUUGCACCAUAUAGACCAAAUGGUGACUGGUACCCUUGCAUUAGUCCAGCUAGCAAUAUAAGGGGUGUCUGCUGUCGAAGAUCAGAUCCUUGUCCAGGGGACUCCGUAUGCAUUCCAGAACCUGAGUGCAAAGGCGAGAUCUGGAACAGAGCACGGACCUUUGCACCAUACAGACCAAAUGGUGACUGGUACCCUUGCAUUAGUCCAGAUGGCAAUAUAAGGGGUGUCUGCUGUCGCAGGUCAGAUCCUUGUCCAGGGGACUCUGUAUGCGUUCCAGAACCUGAGUGCAAAGGCGAAAUCUGGAACAGAGCACGGACAUUUGUACCAUAUAGACCUAAUGGUGACUGGUACCCUUGCAUUAGUCCAGAUGACAAUAUAAGGGGUGUCUGCUGCAGAAGGGAGGAUCCUUGUCCAGGAGACUCUUUGUGCAUUCCAGAAUCUGAGUGCAAAGGUGAGAUCUGGAACAGAGCACGGACAUUCGCACCAUAUGGACCAAAUGGUGACUGGUACCAUUGCACUAUCUCAGAUGGCCGCGGCAGGGGUGUUUGCUGUCGUAGGUCCGAGAUCAAGGAUCCUAAGUACAUUGCAGCUACCGAGUGUGGGAUAAGGAACUACGGACGUGAACAAAGGUCUCGAGGCACUCUAGGAAAGAACGCAGCAUUAUUUGGAGAGUUUCCCUGGCAAGCAAUUCUGUUCUUCAGAAAUUACACCUACAAAUGCGGGGCCUCUAUAGUUGGGAAUAGAUGGUUGAUUACAGGCGCUCACUGUGUUAAUGGCUACACGCACAAAGACUUCAGGGCACGUCUCGGAGAAUGGCAAGUUGAUGUUUAUGAUGAACCACUUCCAUACUUUGACGCUGACAUUUCCCUCAUCUACGCCCACCCAAACUUCAAUGCAGAUAACUUGCGCAACAACAUUGCCAUCAUUGAGCUGGAAACGCCAGUCAAGUUUCAGUACCACAUCAACGCCAUAUGUCUGCCUUCAUACAGUCAGACGCUUAGUCCAGGGACAGUAUGUAUUGCUUCAGGAUGGGGGAAGGAUGCCUUCACGGGAAGCUACCAAGCCAUUCUAAACAGAGUCGAGGUGCCCUUCGUAGGGCACGGUCAGUGCGAAGAGCUUCUGAGGAAGACGAGACUAGGGAGAUUCUUCAAGUUGCACGAAUCCUUCAUGUGUGCCGGAGGAGAGGAGAACAAGGACGUCUGUACGGGAGAUGGAGGUGGGCCCUUGGCUUGCAAGGAUUUGGCAACUGGCAAAUACUACCUUCAAGGAAUAACUUCAUGGGGUAUUGACUGUGGGCAAAAGGAUGUGCCCGGAGUGUAUGCUGAUGUACGGUUCUUCUCCGAAUGGAUUAAGGGCAUCAUUCGCAGAUGAGCUGAUAAGUGUUUUUAUAGAGAUAGAAUUAUAUUCCAAGAUAAACCAAACUAACAUAUUUUAACAUUAGGUCGCUACCAUAAAUUUGUUUUAAAAUGUUACCUUUAUUAAUUUUUAAAAUAUAUUACCUUAAAUUAAUAAAGCUUAUUAUUUCUA